GCGCGAAGCGGCUCGACGCGAACGACGAGGAGCAGCGGCCGCCGCAAGCAAGUCCGUAGUCGUUGGGGCAUUGGUGCAGAUCUCGGCUUGGUUUACGCCGAUUCACGCGACGAGAGAGAGAGAACGCGGCUCUCCAACGGACGCAGAAGCGAGGCGUCCACGCGCGCGCGCCGCUGACGUGCGUGCUUUUCAGAGUACAUUCCACAAAGUAUCAUCAUCUGAACUUUCAAUACUGUGCGCGAGUGUACGAGCUAACGAGAGAAGAAUUUCGGAAAAACGAGCGUUCGAAGUGGAUGGUUUUUCUGUUUUUUUUCUGUCUGGUGGAUUUCUCUGGUGUAAACGGUGCCACGAUAGUCCUUGCCCUCCCUCGGAUUCAGGAGAAUAGUCGCACCGGUUUUCGGAUAACUCGCACACGCGUACACAAGGAAGCAAGGGGCGCAGUAUGUGCCCGGCGCCGGGCCCAGCGCCACAUCCCAAAAAAGGACCAGUUUCGAAUACGCUCCGUCAUAUCCGCCACCGAGAGUCGAUAGAUACAGGGGCGGUGCGCAGAUACAAAAGAGAAUGACUCAAAGGGAGGACGUUCUCAAGUUCGAGCAGGGCCGCAUCAAGGCCCUGCAAGAGGAACGUCUUCACAUCCAGAAGAAGACGUUUACAAAAUGGAUCAACUCGUUUUUGUUAAAGGCGCGCAUGGAGGUGGACGAUCUGUUCACCGAUCUGGCGGACGGCAAGAAGCUGCUCAAGCUAUUAGAAAUUAUCUCCGGCGAACGAUUGGCCAAGCCUAACAAUGGGCGAAUGCGAGUUCACAAAAUCGAGAACGUGAACAAAUCCCUGGCGUUUCUCCACACCAAGGUUCGUCUGGAGAGUAUCGGUGCGGAGGAUAUCGUAGACGGUAAUCCCAGACUGAUCCUUGGUCUGAUCUGGACCAUUAUUUUGAGGUUCCAAAUUCAGGAGAUCGAAAUCGACGUGGACGAAGAAAACGACAGCAGCGAGAAGAAGUCUGCCAAAGAUGCUCUACUACUUUGGUGCCAGAGAAAGACAAACGGCUAUCCCGGCGUCAACAUUCAGGACUUUACCGGAUCCUGGAGAAGCGGCCUUGGCUUCAACGCUCUCAUACAUGCUCACAGACCGGACUUGGUCAAUUGGUCAGAAUUGCAACAAAACAAGAACAUCGAUAAUCUCAAUUAUGCCUUCGACGUUGCUAAUUCGGAGCUCGGCAUUCCACGGCUCUUGGAUGCGGAGGACGUGGACACGGCCAGGCCCGACGAAAAGUCUAUUAUCACCUACGUCGCGUCUUAUUAUCACACGUUCGCCAGGAUGAAGAAUGAGAUAAAAAGCGGCAAGAGAAUAGCAAAUAUUGUUGGCCAGAUGAUGGACGCUGAUAAGAUGAAGAUUCACUAUGAGAAACUGACGAGCGAUCUGCUAGAGUGGAUCAAGAUGAAGAUCGAAGUCUUGGAGAGUCGUAGCUUUCCGAACUCGCUUGAAGGUAUCCAACGGGAACUCUUGGCUUUCAAGCAGUACCGGACAGUCGAAAAACCACCGAAGUACAAAGAACGGUCCGAGAUAGAGGCGCUGUACUUCCACAUAAAUACCAGACUGAAAUCCCUAAAUCAGCCGGCGUUCACGCCGCAAGAGGGCCAGCUGAUCCAUGACAUUGAGAGAAACUGGGUGGAAUUGGAAAGAGCGGAACAUCGUCGCGAAGUUGCUCUGAGGACCGAGCUGUUGCGACAGGAAAGGCUCGAGCAGCUGAACUACAAGUUCGAGCGAAAAAGCGUGCUCAGAGAGGGCUACCUGAAGGAGAUGAUCCAGGUGCUGACGGAUCCGAGGUACGGUAGCAAUCUCGCGCAGGUGGAUGCUACAGUGAAGAAGCACGAGGCUAUCAGCGCCGAUAUCUUGGCGCGCGAGGAGCGCUUUCACGAUCUAACGAACAUGUCCGAAGAACUGGUGCGGGAGAAUUAUCACGGCCUCGAGCGGGUACGCAAUCGGGAACAGGAGGUGUUGCAGAGAUGGAGGGAACUGUUAGCUCUGCUAGAUCAUCACAAGUCCAAUCUUGUCGCGCUUAGUUCACUUAUGAGCUUGAUGAGAGAAAUCGACACUACGCUCGCUUCCGUUCAGGAGCUACAGCUGAAUUUCCAGAGCACCGAUGUAGGCCCGCACCUACUGGGCGUCGAAGACCUAUUGCAGAAGCACAGUCUUCAGGAACUGCAGGUGACGGCUCUUGGCGAGAGCCAGAGGCGACUCGGUAGACAGGCUGCUCAGCAUCUGACGCAGCCGCAGAGCAAGGAAGCGCCGUUGCUGCAGCAGAAACUGGAACUAUUGAAUGGCGCCUACGACGAGCUGGUGGAGAACAGCAAGGAGCGCAAAGCGCGGCUAGAGGACGCCAGGAAUUUUUUCCAUUUCCUUCAGGAUCACGAGGACGAGGAAUCGUGGCUGGUGGAGAAGCAGCGGAUAUGCAAAGCUGGCAUUUCCGCGAAGGAUCUGCGCGCCGUGAUCUCGCUGCAGCAGAAGCACAAGGCGCUGCAGGAUGAGAUAAAGGUGCGCAGGCCGAAAUCGGAGCAGCUGUGCGACGCCGGUAGGAAGCUGAUAACCGACAAACACCCGUCGGCAUUGGAAAUACAAAACCGAAUAGACUCGCUGCAGGAGCACUGGAGAGUCCUGGAAGAACUAGCGGCGUUGAGGAAAAAGCAACUCGACGACGCGGCCGAAGCGUUCCAGUUCUACGCCGACGCGAACGAGGCGGACUCGUGGAUGAACGAGAAGAUGGCACUGGUCGCUUCGGAGGACUACGGCGUGGACGAACCUAGUGCUCAGGCCUUGCUGCAGAGGCACAAAGACCUGGAGGGCGAGCUGAAUGCCUACAAAGGUGACGUGCAAUCGUUGAACACGCAGGCGGAGAAGCUAAUCAAGUCUGGUAUCUCCACUCUGGAGUUGUCCGCCGAUCCCGAACCGGUGGCCGAGCUGGAGCAGGAGGAGUGGAGCAAAGAAAUCAGGCUCGUGCCACAGGACGAGUGGGUGGACGAAGUUGUCGAACGACUGGAGCCGAAAACCGUUCAGGAGGACAGAUUGGUGCCGCAGGUGAAGAGUCUCUAUCCGUUCAGCGGCCAAGGAAUGCACAUGGUGAAGGGUGAGGUGAUGUUCCUGCUGAACAAGACGAAUCCUGACUGGUGGAGUGUCAGGAAGGUCGACGGUACGGAUGGAUUCGUGCCGGCUAACUACGUCCGCGAGAUUGAACCGAAGGUCGUGCAAGUCCAAGUGCGCAGACCUGAGAAAGUGAAGGUGACGCAGCGAGUGAAGAAAACGAAGAUGGUGAAGCAGAUUGUGCCGGUGAGGCGACUAAAAUCAAUCAAGUCCACCGUUAAACCAAUCAAGCGGAAGGCGGUGAGCGACGGCGACAGCGUGGAGAAGCGGCAGAAGAAGAUCAACGAAACUUACAGCGAACUGCAGGAACUCGCCGUGAAGCGUCACGCGUUGUUGGAGGACGCUAUCAGAUUAUACGGCUUCUACCGGGAGUGCGACGACUUUGAGAAGUGGAUCAAGGACAAGGAGAAGAUGCUACGAGUCGAAGAUCCUCGCGAUAACGUCGAGACGGCGAGAAGGAAGUACGAGAAGUUCCUGACGGAUCUGUCGGCCUCCGGCAAGCGAGUGGAGGCGAUAGACACAGCGGUGAAUGAAUUCGUUCGACAAGGCCACAGCCAGCUCGACAAGGUCAAGGCCAGGCAGAAGCACAUACAUCAGCUGUGGGACCAUCUGAACUGGCUGAAGACGCAGAAGGAGAAGAGCUUGGAAGGCGCGUCCAGCGUCGAAUUGUUCAACAGAACCUGCGACGAGGCGCACGAUUGGAUGUUGGAGAAGAUCACUCAAUUAGACACAGCGGAAUUAGGACCUGACUUGAAAACCGUGCAAGCUUUGCAGAGGAGGCAUCAACAUUUGGAGCGAGAAUUGGCGCCGGUCGAAGAAAAGGUGCGAAAAGUGAAUCUGUUAGCCAACAGCGUCAAGAAUUCGUAUCCGCACGAAUGUGACAAUGUCAACGCGAGACAAAACGAGAUCAAGGAUCUCUGGAACAAAGUGCAAACGAAAGCCAAGGAGCGUCGAUCCCGCUUGGAGGACGCGGUCGGCCAGCAGAUAUUCAUGAACAGCUCGAAGAAUCUGAUUAACUGGGCUACUGAUAUACAAGAGACGAUCAAAGCCGAGGAACCGGUAAGGGACGUCGCCACGGCCGAGCAACUUAAGAAGCAGCACAUGGAGCUCGGAGAGGAAAUACGAACCAAAGAAGACGAAUUCCGCGAGGUUGAGGAUCUCGGCCGAGAACUGUUGCGUCGUAAUCAAACUUUGGCGGACGUACGCGAACGUCUGGAUAAAUUGAACGGACUGUAUCCAGCGGUAACAGCUAACUGGAUGACGAAAGAGGAAUGGCUACGACAAUGUCUAGAGCUGCAACAAUUUAAUCGGGAGGCCGAUCAGAUCGAAGCUACCACCAGUUCUCAUGAGGCUUUCCUCGAGUUUACUGAUUUAGGCGAAUCUUUGGAUGACGUCGAGGCUCUAUUGAAACAACAUGAAAAAUUCGAGAAUACUCUUCACGCGCAGGAUGACAGACUGAAGGCGUUCAGCGACACUGCAGAUAAAUUAAUUGCUCAAAAUCAUUAUGAUAAAGAUUACAUCAACGAAAGGAGAAACCAAGUAUUAGCCCGUCGCAUGGCAGUGAAAGAGGCCGCUCAACGCCGAAGAGCAGCCUUGAAGGCGUCCGAACAUUAUCAGCAAUUCUCGGCUGAAGUAGACGAUUUGCGCGACUGGUUGGGCGACAAAAUGAAGACUGCGGGCGACGAAAGCUAUCGCGAUUUGAACAAUCUCGAACGUAAGCUGCAGAAGCAUGAAGCUUUCGAACGCGAACUGCGCGCCAACGAAGGACAAUUGAGAGCGGUUAACAAGGCGGGCAAGGCGCUGAUAUCCGAAGAAAAUUACAGAUCCGACGAUGUGGGAGAGACUUUGAAGGACCUAAAUGAUCAAUGGGAUCGGUUGGUGGCGUUAUCACUCGAAAAAGGUCGCAGACUGCGACAAGCCGCUUCGCAACAUGGAUACAAUCGCACCAUGGAAGACGCCAGAUUAAAAUUGGAGGAAAUAGAGAGCUGUUUACAGAGCAAGCAAGUAGGCACAGAUCUUCGCAGCUGCAAGGAGCUGUUGAAGAAACAUCAAACCCUCGAAAGCGAUAUGUGUCAGUGGGAACAGAAGGUGGGCGACCUCGUGGCCAUGGGUCAAGAGAUGGCGCACGAGGGUCAUUUCGAUGCGGCGAAUAUCUUGAAGACCAGUCAAGCCACGCAGAGAAAAUUCCGCAGCUUAAAGGAACCAGCUAAGAGACGCAGAGAAGCGCUGGAGGAGAGCCUGCGCUUCCACAAAUUCGGCUUUGAAUUGGACGCGGAGUUGCAGUGGAUCAAGGAUCACUUGCCGCAGGCGUCUUCAACGACGCUUGGACAGAAUCUACAUCAGGCUCAGACCUUGCACAAGAAACACAAGAAGCUGGAAGCGGAGAUCGCCGGUCACCAGCCUAUGAUAGACAAAACUCUGGCUUCCGGGCAGACGCUCAUCGAUCAGGCCCAUCCGGAAAAGAAAAAGAUUCAAGAACUAUGCGACAUUCUGGAUGACGCGUGGAGAGACUUGCAAGACAAAGCGGGUGAGCGCAACAAAGCUCUAGACUUGUCCCUGAGAGCGCAAGAAUUCUUCUUCGAAGCCGGCGAAGUCGAGAGCUGGCUGAACGAGAAGAACGAUGUUCUGAGCUCCACCGAUUACGGCAGGGAUCGCGAUGCCGCUACGAAAUUAUUGACGAAACACAAGGCUGUUGAGCUCGAAUUAGACACGUACAACGGCAUCGUGACAGAAAUGGGACAUACCGCAUCCACGAUGAUAAACUCGAAGCAUCCCGACAGCAAGGCGAUAGCUAACAAGCAGCAAGCGAUCGUUCAACAAAUUCGCGCCUUGCAACGACUGGCUACCGUGAGGCAGCAACGUCUAAUGGAAAGCAUGUAUCGCCACGAAUAUUUCCUAGAAAGCAGAGAGCUGGAGCAGUGGAUCAAGGAGCAAGAGCAAGCAGCCGCGUCGGAAGACUACGGGCAGGAUUACGAGCAUCUUCUACUACUGCAAACGAAAUUCAACGAUUUCAAGCAUCGAAUAGAAGCCGGAUCGGAGAGGUUUAAUCAGUGCGAAGAACUGGCCAGAAAACUGAUCGCAAAUGAAAGUCCUUACAUUCAGGACAUCGAAAAACGUCAGGAACAAUUAGGAUCCGAUGAAGACGAUCCGGUGCGUCAAGUAGAAAAUCAACAUACGGUGAUGAAGGAAUCGUGGCAGCAUCUAUUGGGUCUCAUUCGAAAUCGCGAGCAACGAUUACAAGCGGCGGGAGAGAUUCAUCGGUUCCAUCGUGACGUGGCGGAAGCGCUAUCGCGGAUACAAGAGAAAGAGGCUGCUUUGCCAGAGGACCUGGGUCGCGAUUUAAAUUCCGUUCUAGCGUUGAUCAGGCGUCACGAGGGAUUUGAGAACGAUCUGGUCGCUUUAGAGGCUCAGCUGCAAGUUUUAGUGGAGGAUGCGUCCAGAUUACAAGCUCAUUAUCCGGGCAAUAAUGCGGUGCACAUCGAUCAGCAGCAACAGAUUGUUGUCGCUCAUUGGGAAGAGUUGAAGGAAAGAUCCGCUCAUCGAAGGGAUCAGUUGCACGCUAGCUGCGACUUGCAGCGAUUCCUCACUCAGGUCAGAGAUUUAAUGAACUGGGCCGCUGGACUGCGCGCUACAAUGUCGACGGAGGACAAAGUUCGCGAUGCGGCCAGUGCGCAGAUUUUGAAGGCAGAGCACGAGGCUUUGAAAGGAGAAAUCGAAGCGAGGGAGGAUAGCUUUAGCUCGGUGCUCGACCUAGGCGAAGCCAUGGUGCAAACUGGUCACUACGCCGCUAUAGAAGUCGAAGAAAAGUGCAAUCAAUUGCUGGACGAGCGGCAGAGGCUGCACACCGCCUGGCAAAAAAAGAAAAUACAUCUGGACCAAUUGAUUGACCUGCACUUCUUCCUGCGUGACGCCAAGCAGCUCGACACCUUGUCUAGUACACAGGAGGCCGCGCUGAGCGGCGACAACUUCGGCGUUUCGGUAGAAGAGGUGGACGCGCAGAUGAAGAAGCACAACGAGUUCGAAAAGCUACUGGUCACACACGAGGAGAAAUUGACGGCGCUGCAGGAGCACGGAAACAAGCUACUGACGCAGAAUCAUUUCGAUUCGCCGACGAUCGCCCGGCGACUGAACGAGGUCGUACAGAGACGCGGGAGAAUUCGGGAUCUGUGCGACGUGCGAAGGAGAAGACUGGAGGCGAGCCUGUUGCACGCGCAGUUUGUGAGAGAUGUGGGCGAGGCCGAGUCGUGGAUAGGCGAGAAGCAGAAGAAGCUGGAAGCGGAAGCGUCGAAGGGCGAGGUGUCUAGCUUGGAGGAUAAGAUCAAGAAACUGCAGAAACAUCAGGCGUUCCAAGCGGAAUUGGCGGCGAAUCAAAGCAGAAUCGAGGAAAUUAAAGCGAAAGGAGAAACGUUACUGGCACGGAAACAUCCGGCCAGCGCGGAAAUUCGCCAGCAAUUGGAACAUUUGCAUUCGUCUUGGCGAAAAUUACUGUUCGAGUCUGGAAAUCGAGGCAGAGGUUUGGAGGAGGCUCAAGAUAUCUUGGAAUUUAACAAUCAGGUGGAGAAGAUCGAGGCCUGGAUCAGAGAUAAAGAAAUGAUGGUUCAGGCCGGAGACACCGGAAAGGAUUACGAACACUGCUUGAGUCUUCAGAGGAAGCUCGAUGAUGUAGACAGCGAUAUGCGAGUGGACGAUUCUAGGAUAAAAACAAUCAACGCUUUGGCGGAUAAGCUUAUAAAACAGGGUCGCGAUAAUGAAUCGAAAGCAAUUCAGCAACGGCGCGAUAACUUUAACAAUAAGUGGAGAGGUUUGCAAGGUGCACUAAGCGCGUAUCGCGAAACGUUAGCUGGUGCGUUAGAGAUCCAUCUGUUCAAUCGAGACAUAGACGAUACAAACCAAAGAGUUAUCGAGAAAUCGAUGGCCAUGAAUACGAGCGACAUAGGAAAAGAUUUACCUGCUGUCGAACAUUUGCAAAGAAAGCAAGAGGCUAUGGAGCGAGAUAUGACAGCGAUCGAAGGCAAAUUAAAGGAGCAUAAAGCGGAGGUGCGAAACUUGUCGCACAAAUAUCCAGAUAAGGCGUACGAAGUAAACGGUAUACUGUCCGAGCUGCAAUCUAACUGGGACGAUCUGCAACGUUUGACUCGACACCGGCGCAAUGCUUUGAAUCAAGCCUACACACUGCACAAAUUCCAAGCUGACCUGCACGAAUUGGACAUUUGGGUGGCUGAUACGAUCAAACGCAUGGACGAAUCCGAGCCACCGACCACCAUAUCGGAAGCCGAGGCCGUGCUAGAAUUGCACCAAGAAAGAAAAGCGGAAAUCGACGGUCGACAAGAUACAUUUAAGGGUCUGAAGGAGCACGGCCAGAAGCUCGUGUCGAUCGAUGAAGACGUCAAGGAUAAUCUCGAUCAUCUGGAGGAACUCAGGCAAACCUUAGGCAACGCCUGGGACGAUCGCAGGCAAAAAUUAACCCAGGCUCAUCAAUUGCAGCUGUUCAAGGAGCAAGCUGAUCAAGCGGACAGUUGGUUGGCGACAAAGGAAGCGUUCCUCAACAACGACGAUCUCGGCGAAUCGCUAUCGGGCGUCGAGACGCUGCUGCGUAAACACGAAGAGUUCGAAAAAAUGCUGAUGUCUCAAUUAGGACGCAUCGAAGAGCUCGAGAAGUUCGCCAACGAUAUCUUAUCGCGCGAACACGCGGACGCGAGUACGAUAAAGCAGCGACUCGCCUCGGUUUGCACCAGGAGGGACAAGUUGAAAAACAGCGCGACGGCCAGAAGGAGGAAAAUCCUAGAGAGUCAUCACUUGCACCAAUUUCUUAGGAAUAUAUACGAGGUGGAAGGCUGGCUGCAUCAAAAACAGCAAGUGGCGAGCGAUGAGAAUUACAGAGACUCCUCGAAUCUGCAAAGCAAGAUCCAAAAGCACGCCGCAUUCGAAAGUGAACUGAUGGCGAACAAAGGCAGAGUUGCGGCGGUGGUCAACGAGGGCGAAGCGCUUAUUGAGGAAAAUCAUUACGCUUCGAAGGAGAUACAGGAACGCUUGGACGAGCUGGACGCGGAAUGGCGUCUCCUGCAGGAGACCAGCGAGCUGAAGAAGAAUCGAUUGAACGACGCGUAUCAGGCCUUGUUGUUCGGCCGAAGUCUCGACGAAUUCGAAACGUGGAUGGACGAGGUGGAGACUCAGUUGCAGUCGGAGGACCACGGCAAGGACCUCUCGAGCGUGGCGAAUUUGCUGAAGAGGCACACCAAUUUGGAGAACGACGUGCUCGGUCACAACGAGGCGUGCGAGUCCAUCAAGGAGACCGCCGCCGGUUUUCAGAAGUCGAAUCACUUUAUGUGCGACGAGAUUCAAGACAGAGCGCUGGUUACGAUCAACCGGUAUCACAGUCUUCAGGAACCGAUGCAGAUACGCAGGGACAAUUUGGAAGACGCGAAGCUACUGCAUCAAUUCGCGAGAGACGUCGAGGACGAGUUGCAUUGGUUGUCCGAAAAGGAACCCUUAGCUGCGAGCAACGACCUCGGGAGCUCCCUGACUACCGUGCAGCGAUUGCAAAAGAAACACCAUGCUCUGGAAGCAGAAUUAUUGUCCAGAGAACCUGUGGUAGCUUCUCUCGUUAGCAGAGCGACGGUGAUGAUUAGAAGCGGACACUUCGCGGCAGAUAAGAUUGAAAAUCUGUCGCAAGAGUUGCAAACGAAAUUAUCGCAUCUGAGAGAUCUAGCGAGCGUCAGGAAGUUGAGAUUACUCGACGCUGUGGAAUCACAAAUGUUUUAUGCCGAAGCCGCGGAAGCUGAGCAAUGGAUUAGAGAGAAACAUCCACAACUGACAUCAAGCGAUUACGGCAAAGACGAAGACUCCGUUCAAUCUCUGUUAAAGAAGCUAGAAAGCAUCGAGCGCGACUUGUCCGGUUUCGAAAACACGGUCGACAAUCUGAAAAAGCUUUCACAUGGUUUGAUCGAACGGCAUCACUUUGAUAGCAAGAAUAUCGGACAGAAGCAGACAGAUAUCGAGUUUAAAUUCAGAGAACUGCAAAAAUUGAAAGAGUACCGAUUGCAGAGAUUGGCGGAAAGCGAAAAGUUUUACAAAUUCAUUAGACAGGCAGACGAAGUGAUCGAAUGGAUCGGAGACCAAACGACGAUUGCCGCAUCGGAAGACUACGGCCGUGACGUGGAACACGUCGAACUGCUGAUCCAAAUAUUCGACAAUUUCCUAGCCGGCUUAACGACCAGCGAGGGACGUGUAUCGGCUGUGCUUGACGAGGGACAGAGGCUGAUAGAGCAGAAGAAUCCCGAGAAGAAUAAGAUACUUUUGAAGAUCGACGAGACGAAGCAACAGUGGGAGGACUUGAAGGAACUCGCGCACGCACGGCAGGAUGCGUUAGCUGGCGCCAAACAGGUUCACAUGUUCGACAGGACAGCCGACGAGACCAUCUCCUGGAUACAGGAGAAGGAAGCGGCUCUCAGCUCGGAUGGUUACGGUCACGAUCUAGAGACAAUUCAGGCGUUGGUGAGGAAACAUCAGGGCUUCGAGACCGACUUGGCGGCUGUGAAGGAGCAAGUGGAGUGCCUGAUGGAGGAGGCGUCCAGACUGAUCGACCUGUUUCCGGACGCGCGUGUACACAUCGACGUGAAGCAUCAAGAGGCGCAAGCGGCUUGGGCCGAGCUGCUGGAGAAGGCGGCGCAGAGACGAAGCAAACUAGCUCAAGCGGAACAAUUGCAGGCCUACCUGGGCGAAUACAGAGAACUGGUAUCCUGGAUCAACGAGAUGGUAGCCAAGGUGACGGCCCCGGAGUUGGCGCGGGACGUUCCUGGCGCGGAGGCGCUAAUUUCCAGACACAACGAAUACAAGUCAGAAAUCGACACGCGGGAGGAGGCCUUCGAAAAGUUUUACAAGACCGGUCAAGAGCUGAUCGCGCAAGGGCAUUUCUUGGCGAAGGAGAUCGAAGACAAGAUCUCGGUGCUACAGCAACGCCAGCAGAUCCUGAAGGAUACGUGGCAGCAGAGGAGGCACAUUUACGAACAGAACUUGGACACGCAGCUGUUCAAGAGAGACGCGGAAACCCUGGAGAAUUGGAUACUGAGCAGGGAGCCGAUGCUGCACGAUGAGAAGUUGGGAGAGAGCCUCUCGCAGGUGGAGGAAUUAAUAAGAAAACACGAGGACUUCGAGAAGACCAUAGAGGCGCAGGAAGAGAGAUUUAGCGCACUGAAACGAAUAACAAUGCUGGAAAAGGCCUUCCAGAAGCAGCAAGAGGCGGAAAUGGCCGCGCGCCAAGCGGAGAAAGAACGUGUGGAACGUGAGAGGAUCGAGGAGCGAAAACGCAAAGAAGUGCAAAGGAUAACGGAAGAACGAAAACGCGAAGAAGAACGCAGGCGGUUGCUGGAUAAUUCUCAUCGCGCGCAACACGAUGAGAUCAAUGGUUCUGUCGACGAACAUGAAUCUGUGAAUAUAUUAUCGCCGCUGAAAGGCGCAACUGCUUCCGAAACAGCGGAACCUGCGAUACCGCAGAAAUCUCAUGGCUUAUCGCACGUGUUCGGUGAAAAAUUAAGACGAGCUACUUCCGAUAUCAAGAGGGCCGAAAGCAUGAAGGUUGAUACGAAGAAACCGAAGAGAACUCCGAGUUUCACGACCAGACGAAGAACACAAAGCUUCAGGAAACUACAGCGAAUGGAGAAUAUGGAUGCCCUGCGGCCGGUCGAAAUUCAAGGUUUCCUCGAGCGGAAGCACGAGCUGCAAAGCGCCGGCAAAAAGGCAGCCGUGCGAUCGUGGAAGCAAUAUUACACCAUACUAUGCGGGCAGCUGCUGUGCUUCUUCAAGGAUAUGGAAGAUUUCUCGCUAAGCAAAGCGGCCACCGCCCCGAUAACUAUUUUCAAUGCCAUAUGCGAGAAGGCGGAUGAUUACACGAAGAAGAAGAAUGUAUUCCGGCUGAAGUGCACGGACGGCUCAGAAUUCUUGUUUUUAGCACCGAAUCAAGAGGAGAUGGAAGACUGGGUUAACAAAAUCUCAUUCCACGCGAAACUCCCGCCAAGUCUGCAGCUCCUAAGUUACGACGAGUCCCAAAAGACACAGCAGAAAGGUUUGGAGAGACUGCAGAGCUCAGGGUUGGAUCACACGGAUGAUACCAUAUCGACCGGAAGUAGCCGCACCUCCACACCGGAGAUGGAGCGCAAGAAUUCCGUGAUCAGACGCGAUCCCGCCUCGCCGAAUCAGCAUUCGCCGAGCUCGGUGCAGAUAGAGUUCCUGCAGAUGCAUCGACAGAAUCAACAGCGGCGCAACGACGCGCAGAACGAGGCGUUCCUGGCGUCGCAGAGAUCCGAGCCGCAGACUCAAACGGAGUUUCUGCAAAUGCACAGGCAGCAACAGUUGCUCGCGCAGCAGCAGCAGCAUCAGCUGAUACAGCAGGAGCAACUGGCGGCUCAGUAUCAACAGAAUUCCGCGAUGCUGGGAAGUGACAAACCGCCCAUUCCGCCCCGAGGCGCUCCUCCGCCUGUCCCCAUGCGAUCACCCAGUUCGGAAAAUAUGCAAUAUAGACGCAAUGAUGUGGAACACCAUUUACAAGGAAGACCCAAUGUCUACCAACAACGUAGUGCGACAUUAAAUCACAACGGAUCUGGACAGUAUUCAUCGAACGAACCGGUAUGGCAUCGACAAAGCAGCGUGGAUAUUUCGCCACAACAUCAAGAAUUAGCACCUCCAUUGCCAUCGAGUGCCCCUCCGCCAACCAGAAUGGCUCAGUGGAACACUCAUCAUGAUCCUGCCUACGGAAAUGUACCAGUAAAUAUCAGACAGGGUAUGCAACAGCAAAACAAUACUUUCACCGGUAGACCAGCAUCGUUGCCGCCUUAUGUCGCUCCACCAGCAGCACCACAAACGUCUCCUUCGAACAUCACAGUGGUGGAUGGUAGAAGAGCGUCAGAAAGCGGAUCAGAAAGCGAGCAAAGUACGACCAGCAAUCGAAAAGAUCGUGAUUACAAGCGAAGUUCCGUAUUGAGCAAUCUAUUCGGAAGACGCAAGAAACCCUCUCAAUCGUAACAUGGCUAUUUCACAGAGCGUACUUAUAUGCCGCAAUACAUGAUCUUCCACGUAAAACGAACGAUGAAGUUCCUUAAGAAUAUCCCCGGAAAUAUCGUGACAGUUUUGCUAAACAAGACACCGAUAGUAAUUCAUUUCUUAUGAAUUCUAUAAAAGUCUCAUUUAUAAUUUGUUUCAUAAAAUAUUAAUACGGUGUUAACUUCAAAUAUCAAAGGUUAAUCAGUAUAAUCAGCAAAUUUUCGCACAUUUAUGAUUGAGAUUAAUCGUCAAUUGAUUAAAAUAUAUAAAUUCCUAUUCACAUAAACUAAGAAAUCAUAAGUUAACAUUUAUAAUAUUUAAAUUCUUCAAAAAUAUGCAAUUGUUUUAUUAUUUGGGUUCUCGGAUCCAAUGUUGUGAAUUAUUCGAGAAUAUUUCGUUCGCGAUCUUAUUGUAUAGUCAAUCUUUCACUUUAUAUGCAAAACUAAUAUUUGUAAAAAUAUUUACAAAAAUUGGAUAGUUAUUAAUAGUAAACUGCUAUGAUCAACUGUUAUAAUCAUUAAUUAAAUUUUGUUAACUAUGAAAUAUUUCUUAUUAACCAUUAGGAAAUAUUAUUGACGUUAUUGAUUACCAUCAACGUUUUGAAAUAAUUAAAAGAAUAAAACAAAGAAAAAUAUACAAAUAUUUUUAUCUG
Messenger RNA from Linepithema humile (Argentine ant), 13822 nucleotides. RefSeq names its product spectrin beta chain, non-erythrocytic 5 kst (gene kst). Gene Ontology annotation, biological process: actin cytoskeleton organization. The record is from RefSeq and is a predicted model, not a curated record. Gene Ontology annotation, cellular component: cell junction; cell projection; cortical actin cytoskeleton. Gene Ontology annotation, molecular function: actin filament binding; phospholipid binding. Lineage: Eukaryota; Metazoa; Arthropoda; Insecta; Hymenoptera; Formicidae.